This is a messenger RNA of Penicillium nucicola, 819 nucleotides long. RefSeq names its product Short-chain oxidoreductase. The record is from RefSeq and is a predicted model, not a curated record. NCBI's taxonomy places the organism in Eukaryota, Fungi, Ascomycota, Eurotiomycetes, Eurotiales, Aspergillaceae. The coding region runs from base 1 to 819 and encodes 272 amino acids. The transcript has 3 exons. Gene Ontology annotation, molecular function: oxidoreductase activity.
AUGAUGGCAACUCCCAAGCUCACCUGGCUUAUCACCGGCUGCUCUUCCGGCUUCGGUCUCUCCUUGACCCGCGCCGCCCAGGCCGGCGGACACAAAGUCAUUGCGACCUCGCGCAAUCCAUCGCGCACACCCGACCUCGUCACUGAGAUCGAAUCCAAGGGAGGAAAAUGGCUGGAAGCUAACGGCCACCACAUCGACGUCCUAGUCAACAAUGCCGGUUAUUGUACAUUCGCCCCCGUCGAGACCUUCGAAGAAGACGAGGUACGAUCCCAGAUGGAGACUAUGUACUUUGGUCCCUUGCGACUUAUCCGGGCUGUGCUGCCUCACAUGCGCCAGCGAAAAUCCGGGAUUAUCGUGAACAUGAGUAGUGGUGCUUCACUGGAUGGCAUGCCCACUAUGGGUGUUUACGCCGGAGCAAAGGCUGGCAUGGAUGCUCUUAUCAAGGUCCUCGCUAAGGAAGUUGCCCCAUUCAACAUCCGUACUCUGACUGUCAUUCUCGGAACAUUCAAUACUAGUUUUUUGAACUCGAUCGUUCUAGCGAAGACCGCCUUACCCGAGGAUUAUAAGACGACCGUGGUGGGGCAGGUUCAGGAUCUUAUGGUCGAUGGGAAGAUCCAGAUCAACGGUGAUAAGGACAAAGCGAUGCAGGCUUUAUACCAGGUCGUUAUUGGCGAGGGAGUGGGUGAAGGCCACCAAGCCGAGAAGCUUCUCCCUCUAGGGAGUGACAUGACCCCCCGCCUGGAGGGAGUCCGGGAUUAUCUCGGGAAUGCUUUGGAAGUGUUUGGCUCUGUGACUAACAGUGUGAACGUCGACAAAUAA